GUGUUGUGGAUGCGGCUCCUCUGAAGACCUGCAUUGCGCAUAUUGUGGAUCUUUGCUCAUCCCUCUGAUCAGACCAAAAGCUUCUAGACACAUCAUCUCUCAAUCAGAGGAAUGGACAGGUUGUGCGUCAGGACCUUUCUGCUUAUGUUCACAGUGGGAGUCGUAAUUAAGAGUUCAACUCAGGACACAGAAGUUGAACCUACAGUACCAGCAACAGUUGAAGCAAGUUUAGGAUCCCCUGCAGCCAUUAACUGCACUUUUCAGAUAAAUGCUACUCAUCUCAUAAUGAACUGGUUCUUCAGUCAAACAUCUUGCAAUGGAUCUAAGAAGAUAGAAAUCCAUGAUGAACGCUAUAAUCUAGAAAGAGGAGACACUUGGUCAAGCCUGACCAUUAAAAAAGUUGUGUCUGAUGACAGUGGAUGGUAUUUUUGCGAGGUUAUACAGGAAAGUCCUACACUAAAGCACUACCUCAGUAAUGGAUCUCACUUAAUCAUCCUCAAUUUCAAUUCUCCUUUAUCCAUCAAACCUACAAGAGUGAUUGUUAAAAGCGCAACCCAGGACACAGAUCAACCUCUGAUACCAGCGACAGUUGAAGCGUGUUCCGGCUCGUCGGCAACCAUCAACUGCACUUUCCAGAUAAAUGCUUCAUAUUCCAUAGUGAACUGGUAUUUCAGUGAAACACCUGACCAUUCCAGUGAAUCCAAGAAGAUAGAAAUCCAUGAUGAACGAUAUCACCAAGAAAAAAGAGAGACGUGGUCAAGCCUGACCAUUAAAGAGGUUCUAUCUAAUGUCAGUGGAUGGUAUUUUUGCCAGGUUAUACAGCACAUUCCUCAACUUAGGCAGUACCACAGUAAUGGGUCUCAUUUAAUCAUCAUCGAUGUUGGACUACUGAUACCAGAGACAGUUAAAGCGUGUUUAGGAUCCCCUGCAGUCAUCAAGUGCACUUACCAGAUAACAGCUUCCCAUCUGAGACAAAGUUGGUAUUUCAGUCAAGCACCUGACUUCAGUGGAUCUAAGAAGUUAGAGGUACAUGAUGAACGAUAUCAUCUAGAAAAAGGAGAUACUUGGUCCAGUCUGACUAUUAAAAAAGUUGUAUCUGAUGACAGUGGAUGGUAUUUUUGUGAGGUUACAGAGCACAUUCCUCAACUAAAGCACUACCGCAGUAAUGGAUCUCAUUUAAUCAUCAUCAAGGUUUAUCAGGAUCGGUACUCAACGGACGCCUGUGUGCCCAGUGAAAGCUUUUGCACAGUCUCUGAGUCUCCGAGCUCUGUGACCCCUACUUGGCUGAUCUGGACAGGCUCAGUGUUGGGGUGUGCAGUGUUGGCAAUAGCUAUGGCCAUCAUAUGGAGCACACGAAGAAGAGCCCCUUAAAAGUUCUAUUCACAUUACACUUUCUGACUGUGCAGACAACCAAGCAAUGGAAAAAACAAGUAGCAAUGUACACCAAGAUUGUUACAGGCUGUCUACCAAAAUUCAUGAAUAACAACAAGCAGCAAGUAGCCAGAAAAGCAGGAAAGAAUGACCAAGGAUGCAUUUUCUAAAAAAGUCAUGCAUGCCUGGCUUGGUUUGUGCUGUGUGGUAAUGAAGACUCACACAUGCAUAGACUGGACUAUAAAUUUCAGAUGAGACAGGAUAUCUGUUUGCGGUCCCAGUGCCGGUGUGUAGCGUGUGAAUGCAGAGAAAACUGUCUGCUCUCUUUUCUGAGAACAUGAUCUUACAACAUGCACAGCUGAUCAUUUGAUGAAACCAGCAAUGAAUAUAAAAAUAAUUAACAAUGUGUGUGCAUCUGUACACACACUGAUCUUUUCCCAGCAUGCUAUUGGAAAAUGGUACAACAUCCUAAACAAAUUGAUACCCUGAAAAAACAUAACUACACAUAUCAUCCCAAAGAUGGACAACAGAGCCCUUAAACGUAAAGAAAUCUAAGUGGACCACGCUCUCUGAACUUUCUAACCAAAGCUUGUUUGUCAUCAUUAUUAUUGUUUUUUUCUUCUGUGUGAUGUACAGUAAUUUUUUUUUUUACAGUUUAUUCACUGUCCAGUCAAAACAGUCUUUAAAUAUAAAUGAUUUAUUCUUCACAGAUUUAUUCUUCACAAAUAUGAUAUCAGCUUUUUCAGUGUUUAGUGUGUCCCCUCUUUGCCUUUAUUACAGCCUCCAUUCUUUUCAGGAGACUCGCUUCAGUUUUCCAAGAAAUCUGCAGGGAUAAUUUUCCACACCUCCAAA
This is a messenger RNA of Pygocentrus nattereri (red-bellied piranha), 2223 nucleotides long. RefSeq lists its product as uncharacterized. Bases 112 to 1371 code for a protein of 419 amino acids. Gene Ontology annotation, biological process: B cell differentiation; B cell receptor signaling pathway. The transcript has 6 exons. Lineage: Eukaryota; Metazoa; Chordata; Actinopteri; Characiformes; Serrasalmidae. Gene Ontology annotation, cellular component: external side of plasma membrane; B cell receptor complex. The record is from RefSeq and is a predicted model, not a curated record.